Molecule: messenger RNA, 1210 nt
Organism: Synchiropus splendidus (mandarinfish)
Lineage: Eukaryota; Metazoa; Chordata; Actinopteri; Syngnathiformes; Callionymidae
Gene: ciz1b
Product: cdkn1a interacting zinc finger protein 1b
Exons: 8
Coding region: 417-1082 (221 amino acids)
Cellular component (GO): nucleus
Molecular function (GO): nucleic acid binding; zinc ion binding
Source: RefSeq, a predicted model, not a curated record
CUCGAGAGAGCUCGAUGUUAGCUUUGUUAGCUCAAGUCAGCGACCCGCCCUGGAGGAGAGUUUAUUGCCUCUUUACGUGAUGUCAAGCCUGAAAUAUGUCUCGGUGUGACCUAAAGUGAGAACGCCAGUGGUCAGGAGCACAGUAGCGCCGGCAACUUCGCCAAAACACCAGUCCUCGUCUGAUGUACUGCGAUGACGUCAAUUGUGCCACCCGCAACAGUAAGAGGUUCCGAUGGCCACAUUUGGGUCUGACUGACAAGAGCUAUUAGCCUGGACCCGAUGGAAGGGUGACGGGAAGCCAUCAGUUCGACAGCAAGACGGCAGCCAAGUGGACCAGAAGUGCCAGGAACUGCUCUCGUCCCAGUGGUGAUCCGGCACGGCCAGGACCCAGGUGGACCAGCUGACAAACGUCAGUGAUGUUCCCGUCUUCCUACCAUUCACCAGCUGAGCAUAUCCGGACACAUGGCUCCAGAUCAGCUGACACAGGUGGAUGUUCCAAUAGUCAUGAGCAGCAGGGUGCAGCAGAGAGCGACGACCGCAGAGCCCAGCUGCAGGGCGCGGGGUCACUCAAGGUCACCAUCCAACACAGCAGUGGAGGUCGUGAGGUCGACACACAAACAGGCACACACACAGACGUUUUUCACUGUCACUUGUGCAAAGUCACCUGCAGAUGCCUGCAGUCUUUUCAGGAUCACAUGACUGGGCCAACACAUUUAAAUCGGAUUGAUGAGGUCACGAAACGCCUCGGCGCCAUUGCCCCACCUCUGCAGAAAAGGGGCUGGGAACCUGAGAAACAGCGCUGGUGUGAGACAUGUCAGAAGAAGUUCAGUGGUGAUGUCAUUUCCCACAGGCAGACCGCACAACAUAAGGUGUGUAAGCGAAGCUCGCGCCCCUUCUGUCCGGUCUGCAGACGUCACUUGAGGACGCCGAGGAAGUUUGUGGAACAUGUGAAGUCUCUGGAACACAAGCAGCAGGUCAAGCUUCAGGAGGAGGAGGAGCUUAUCACGCUGGACGCAGUCGGCUGUUUUGAGCAUGAAGAUAGAGGCCUCAGGGGUAUGGAGGGGGGAGGAACCGGAACUUAAGGGCAUAGGGGAAAGGUACUGAGGUGUGAGGGCGGGUCUCAGGGGUGAGGAUGUGGGGGCUCCAGUAUGAGGGCAGGUCUUAGGUGGGCAAGAGCGGAUCUUAGCGGUUAGGAGGGGGAGCUCCAGUG